Molecule: messenger RNA, 480 nt
Organism: Pseudozyma hubeiensis SY62
Lineage: Eukaryota; Fungi; Basidiomycota; Ustilaginomycetes; Ustilaginales; Ustilaginaceae
Exons: 3
Coding region: 1-480 (159 amino acids)
Source: RefSeq, a predicted model, not a curated record
AUGCUUCGAGAGGACAGCCAUGUGGAGCAUGAUCCUUGUCGCACCUGGAUCGCACGGUGCUUGCGGACCGUCCGUGGCGACAUCGCUGGUGAAAGACCUCCAUCUGCUUUCGCCCAACACGUUCGUCCAGCAAAACGCGUUGUUCACUGCUAUCCUCGUCCGAACGAAGCAUUGCGUCUGCCCGAAAAAGGUUUCUUCUAUGCAUUCUUCAGAGCAUCAUGGCUCACCUACCCCGCACCGCUAAUCCACACGAACGAUCUGUGCAGUGAGAUCAAGGUGCCCAUCAUGUAUACUUGCCACAAACUCCGCACUUUCGUCCCUACCGUGAUCGUGAUGGUAGUGCCCCGCAUCGCCGAAGCCAAUCAACGGUACACACAACCCAACUAUGUCACUGUUACCCAGCGCUUCUCCUUGACUGUCGAUGUGAUGCUGAGUUUGGGUCUCAUACUCCACGAGCUCCCGAACCGCAACAUCGGUUGA